Messenger RNA from Dreissena polymorpha, 19789 nucleotides. RefSeq lists its product as uncharacterized. Gene Ontology annotation, molecular function: dynein intermediate chain binding; dynein light intermediate chain binding; ATP binding. The record is from RefSeq and is a predicted model, not a curated record. Gene Ontology annotation, biological process: microtubule-based movement. The coding region runs from base 134 to 16486 and encodes 5450 amino acids. NCBI's taxonomy places the organism in Eukaryota, Metazoa, Mollusca, Bivalvia, Myida, Dreissenidae. The transcript has 104 exons. Gene Ontology annotation, cellular component: dynein complex.
UACCAACAACAAUAAUGGCGACUGCCAUUGCCAAAGUUUUGUAAGUCAGCGUCGGUUUGAAACACAGCAAUUUAGCCCGAUUUAAUGCGUAAAUGUCAUUUUAUAUGUUCGCAAGAAAGUAAUAACCGACAAAAUGGAUGAAAGGCAUUGGUGGAUUGCCAGCAAAAUCCAAGAAACUUUUAAGAUUGGAGGUUAUGAUAAUCCAACGUUGUUGGAGGAUUUUAUCAUCGAAGACAUAACGCUGGGAAAAAUAAACAAGUUUUUAAAAGCAAGUGGACCAUGCCGACUGUUUUUCUACUGCGAAAAGCCCGAAACAGGCGUGCUGUCAACCCGAGAAUUGCAUGUAACAGGCACGCUUGCAUCACUGAAAGAUACAAAUUUGGAAGGAGUAAACAUUCUUUAUUUUCUGAGAAACCGCGUCGAUAAAGAUGUUGAUGGCACAAGAAUGGAGAGAGAUAUUUUCUGUGGAGAGCUCAAGCAUAAUACCAUCGAGACACUCACAACUCUGUUGUCAGAUGUCUAUAUUCCACUGCUCAAAGCGCAGAAAGACUGGGGAGAGUGUAACCCAGAUGGACAGUCACAACUAAUGAACAACAUGGACAAAUUCCUCACAGCUCUCAAUGAAUCAACUGCCUCACUUCAGUCUUCUAAACAAAUGAUGCUGAAGCAGCCAGACCAUGUUGUUUUGAACGACUUCAAGCAACAACGCGCUGCUGCCCUCGAUCCUGCCCUUAUCAGUCAGUAUGAGGAACUGGUCACAGAAUGGAUGAACACCAUCGAGGCCGUACUCACAGAUACCUCGGAUGAAAGAUUCAUGGAUCCAAAUGCGGGGCCAUUGUCAGAACUGGAACGCUGGAGACGUCGUCAGCGCCUACUCACCAACAUCACUGAGCAGCUGAAGGGCAAGGAAUGCAAGGCCGUCAUUGGCGUCCUCAUCACUGCUAAGUCACGCCUCCUCAAGAAGUGGAAGGCCAUUGAUGCUGCUAUCACAGACGGUAUGAACGACACAAAGGACAAGGUGAAAUUUCUGGAGUCGCUCAAGCGUCACUUUGACCAGCUGUACAGCAUGGAUACCACCCCUGCCUCGAUCAUCAACAACGCCAUCCCGGGUCUCGUGAAUAGUGUCAAACAGAUGGACUCCAUCUCCAGAUACUACUCCCGCACUGGCUUUCUGGGACUCAUGUUUACCAAGGUAACAAACCAGCUGGUGAUGGCGUGCAAGGAAUACAUCAAGAACUGCACGCUGACCAUGGAGGAUGACGACCUGCUCUGGGCGCGCAUACAGGAGGAGAUUGAGAACCGAGACACGUCCAGCGCAGACGUCGACCCCAAGAUCAAACUGCUCAAGAGUCAGGUGGACGCCAAACUCAAGGCAAACCGAGGCAAAAGUAAGGAAGGCCGGGACCUUGGCCUUGGGGACGACACACUUUAUGGACGCCUGAAAGCGUGCCUGACCCUGCAGGGGUUCUACCGCGAGACAAUACGCACACUAAAAGACUCAAUUGGGCAGUCCCAGAACAUGUCCCAUUACACGUCCAUGAGCAGCGUUGUAGGGACAGGAAGCUUUGCAACUCGGCGAUUUCUCAUCAAGCGAGCCACAUCAAGCAGCAUGGGAGUUAAUGGAUCAAAUAGAGGCGUAUUGAGUGGGACCUCUAGAGUUACGGGCACCUCACCUAAGAAGGGCGUAUCCUCACUUCUGGCAGACGUUCAAGGUCACGGUGUCCCAAUCACUGACGAGGAGGCAAUCAUGUCACACUUUGACUCAUUCUGUAACCGCAUACGACAACUCAUGGACGUCAUCAAUACCCUGGCGCAAUACACCAGGAUGGUGAAAUCGACCCAAGGGGUUCCCAAGCCCCGCAAGGAAGACCUUGUGAUUGAUGACGGCACUGAGCAGGAGGAGUGGCGCAAGUACAAGAAACAGGAUGAUGGCAAACAGAAACCUACAAUUGAGUUUGAGGAUGAGGACCCAGACCUGGCUGCAGUGCAUGUGAAGAUGACCUCCCCUGACCGCUCUCUUCGCGUUAUAGCGGAGGAUGAGGAGAUAUUGGAGGAGGGUGAGGAGGAGGGGGGAGAGUCGAGGACUGCCCGCCUGGAUAACGUACUCGAGCGGGGAGAUGAUAGUCACGAUGUUACCACUAAUCAGCAGGGACUCACAGAGACUGAACUGGCUACACUCAGACACUACUACCCUGAGGAUGAGGAGGAUGAGGGUCCUGCCAUAGCAACCAUCAUCGGGGAGCACCUGACCAACAUGACCAUGGCCAUGAGUGAGAACGUAACAACCAAAACCAUGCUUGAUGUUGAGUCAAAGGAUAAGGACCGCUUUGAUGACCACUAUUCAGGCUUCCAGAAGAUUGUAGGAGACCUGGAGAGGUUCCUUGCCUCCUACCUUCACGUUAUCUUCUGUCGUAAAAUGAAAACCCAGCAAGGUCUGGACAUCGUCACUAGACUGCAGUCGGUGCAGAACCGUCCCGGUAUACGAGCAACCCUGGCGGAGAAGUUUGUGGAGAUAUUCAACUGGUACGAGGCUGAUCUAGAGGAAGUGCAGAAAAUUUACGAGACCCACAAGGAAAACCCACAGUUGGUACGCAAUGCCCCUCCAGUGGCAGGAGCCAUUCACUGGUCACGACAGCUUCUCAAGCGUAUUGAGGACCCAAUGAAAGUCUUCCGGGACAACAAGGCAAUCACCCAGCUGGGGGAUUUUGGGAGGAUCGUUAAGAUCUACAAUCGCCUGGCGACUGCACUUGUGACCUUCGAGAGCCUCUGGUUUACACAGUGGAAGGCCAGAAUUGAUAACGCGCGAAAUGGACUGCGGGCUACACUUUUUGUGCAUCAUCCAAUCACCAAUGAGAUUGUAGUGAAUGCUGAUGAAAGGGUCCUAGAGCUGAUCCAUGAGGCCAAAUGGCUGACGCGCCUCGGAAUCCAGAUCCCUGAAUCUGCAGCAGCCAUCAUGGCGCAGGAAUCGCGGUUCAAGAGCUACAAGAGUCACCUGGAGCUGGUACUGAACGAGUACCGCAGUGUGUGCGAGGCUAUCCCUGACCCGCUCCGUAACCUGUUCACACCGCACACAGAGUUUGUCAAUCAGCAGCUGCAGCCGGGAUUGAACACCCUGGCCUGGAACAGCAUGAACAUUGACGCGUUUUUGCACCAGAUCCACUCUGCGACAUCUCGUCUGAAGACGAUGCAGAAGCAGGUGAAUGACGUGAUGGAGAACAAGGUGUUCAAGACGCUUGACACAAUCAGCAACUUCUACCUGUUUGACCAGGAACUUGCCUUCUCCAGGUCAUGGCCCCCAGAGUAUUUCCGUGAGGAGAUGUUACGUACAGCUGGAGACAGGUCGGCCAUGUUGCAGGAGUAUGUGGAGGUCGUGAUGGAGGGACUACAAACAGUUGCCAACAUCCUAGCUGUGAAAAAGGCUUAUUCUCUUGUGGGCAUGUCCAUGUCAAAUCUUUCAUCCACGGCUUUCCACUCCAAGAAGAAAGCUGGCUCAAUGGAGACCUUGAAAAAAUCAAUUACGCCCGACCCCCACGGCAAGGGUAAGCGUGUCAGUGUUAUUGUGGACCCAGAGGAGGUGGAACGAGAGAAACAGAAGGUGCAGCAGGAGGAACAGCUUGUCCUUGACCUAGUCGCCUAUUUCCGUGACCACGUCUACGAAGCCGUGCUUACAGCCACGUCACGCUCCCUGGCCUUGCUGGCAGAGUCAACAGGCUGUGACAGUGAGGUGGUACGGGUGAUCUCUGCGAUGUCAAACCAGUCUCAGUCGAGUGGCAGCAGCUCCCCGUCUCCACGCCAACAGUGGGGCAGUCGUCACGGCAGCCGGUCAGCCACGCCUGACCAAGGCGAGGGUGGGCGAGUUCCCAACUAUGACCGCCCGAUGUCCAGUCUCUCUCAACUCUCCAAUAUGACCUGGACCACGGAGAAGUCACACCAGGUCACAUACCUCCAGUUUGAGGUGGAGGUAAAAUUCAGCAUUCCUACCAUCAUUGUGGAGCCUACGCUUGACGUGUCCCAGACCGCCAUAGCUGACAUAGCCAAGGCCAUACUUGACGCUAACAGAGGUAUCGUGUGGACCAGUGAACGAGGGGAAGAGAGUUUCUAUGAGCUCAUUUCUGAUGACGAGAACGUUGGCUUUAUGAUGUCACAACUGGCUAAUGUGGUGCAAGAUCUGGAGCCCGUGGUGAACAAGCACCUGUUCCACUUCUCCUACUACAACUUCCUGUGGAAGGAUGACAUGCAUGGAAACUUCAAGGAGUUUAUCACAAAGGACCCAGGCAUGUUUGCCAUCAAGAAGGAGGUAGAAAGGUUCCUGUACAUAGAGAAGAAGGUCCUGGGUAUCCCGCGGGUGUUGUCCGUGGGCCCAAUCUGCCUACAAACUGACCCUAUCAAGGACGCCCUACACGGCUUCUCCAUGGCCUGGAAGACACAGUUUGCAUCCAUACUCCAUGAGGAGGCCAAGAAAAAGCUUGACCAGGCAGUGCUGUACCGUUCUAACGUGCGGAAUCGUCUUGAGCUUCACGUGCAGACCCUGGAUCAGCUUAACAGCACGCUGCAUCUACUGGAGGAACUGAGGGACAUGGAGAACAAGAUAGACGCCAUCUACCUGCCCAUAGAGACGAUGUACGACAAGCUGCGCGAGUUUGAGCUGCGUCUGCCGCGCAGUGAGGUGGAGGAAGUGGACGCGCUACGGGAGAACUGGUUUGAGCUGAUGGGCCUGGCUGAGACAGUCAGGGAGGUACUGCUCAAGGAGAGACGGGGAGCCUUCCAACAGGAACUGGACAAGCAAGUCAAGACGUUCGUAGUGGAGGUGAUCCAGUUCCGCAAUGCAUUCGACGCCCAGGGACCGGCUGUUCCUGGCAUACCACCCUCGGACGCCGUGUCCCGGCUCCAGGACUUCCAGCAACGCUAUGGACUCUAUGACUCCAAGAGGAAGACUCUGGACUCGGUCUCAAAACUCUUCGGUAUCCCGUGCAAGCCUUUCAAUGAGCUCGACAAGACCGGAGAGGAGCUGGACCUGCUUAGUCAGCUGUAUGGCCUGUUCCAGAAGUUCAUUCGCUUUGACACGCGCUUCAGGGACACCCUCUGGGGCGAGGUGGAUCUAGAUGCCUCCUAUAAAGAGAUUGAGAGCUACUGGGACGAGUGUCUUGCCUUGCCCAGCAAACUGAAGGACUGGGACGCCUAUAAUGACCUGAAAACCAAGCUACAGACUUACCUUGAGGUCUUCCCACUGCUCAAUAGCCUGGCUGCCAAGGGUGGUUCUGGAAAGUAUAUAUCGAUUGAGAUCCGCAAUCGCCAUUGGUUAGAAGUGAUGCAGGUCACAGGCAGCUCAUUCCAACUGGAGGCCAAUGUCUUCAAAUUGUGUCACCUGCUGGACAUUGAGCUCAUCAAACACAAGGCUGCAAUAGAAGAGAUAUGCCUGGGUGCGAGUCGAGAGCUGGAACUCGAGAUCAAGAUGCGUGUGACGGAGGAGGAGUGGACAGAGCAGGUGCUUGUGUUUGAGCCGUACAAGCGACGCGGCCCCAUUUACCUGGACAAGGUGUCCACAGAGAGGCUGCUUGAACAGUUGGAGGACGCACAGGCCCUGCUGGCUAACAUGCUCACUUCUAGGUACAUCGGUCCCCUGAGGGAUGGGGCUGCAGGAUGGGCAGAAAAACUGAAGGAAGUGGCAGAGGUGCUGGAACUCUGGCUGGAAGUGCAGGAUCUCUGGCAGUACCUGGAGGCAGUCUUCUGUAACCAGGUGGCAGCUAGGGAGUUGCCCCAGGAAGCCAAGAGGUUCGCACGUAUAGACAAAAGUUGGACAAAAAUGAUGAAGCGAGCCUUUGAUACCAGAAAUGUCCUUCAGUGUUGCCAUGGUGGUGAGGUUCCUAAGGCCGUUUUGCUACGUCACGUGCACGAGGAGCUCGAGAUUUGCUUCAAGUCCCUCAUGGGAUACCUUGACAACAAGAGGCGCGUGUUCCCCAGGUUUUACUUUGUGUCUGACCCCAUACUGCUAGCCAUCCUCAGUCGACCUACUGACCUCGAAUCUGUGAAGCCACAUCUCAAGUCAUUGUUCGCAUGUAUUCACGAUGUGAAGCUAGAGGAGACCCGUUCCGGUCCCAUGGAGCCAACAGACGAGGUUGGAUUCCCGGGCUCAUCCACCGGCAUACGGUCUGUCACGCCGGGAAGCCGCGCCAAGACCUCCAGUAUCCUCUCACAACAUAAUCGCGGUGAAACUCCACCGAAAAUUGACAAACGUCUGGCACAGAUAUAUAAACGCCAGAAAACUAUUUCCAGCUCAGGGGAGCCUGCGCCCAGCAUGCUUAUAUCAAUGCUUUCUUCGCAAUUCGCACAAAAAAACGCGAUAGACCGAGGAGGGUCAAUGGAAACAUCUGGACUUAACAUGAACCCCAGUGCCCUGCAGCAAGGCAUGACCUAUUUACCAUCGGAGGGGGUGGUCGAGGAGGUCGUGAUAAAGGACGCAGUAUCAGUCUCCAGUGCAGAUGGCGAGAGCUUCACACUGACAGAGAAGGUCACAUUGACUGAUGAAGUGGAGAUCUGGCUUUCCAAGCUGCGAGACUGUGUGAGCAGGACAAUCAGAGAAAUGAACAUCAGUAUCAUCCAGGACUGCAACAACAACUUGCCAAUAGAUGAGUGGGCCUUGAAGUACCCAGCCCAAGUGUGCCGUAUGGGCAUGCUGUACCACUGGACACGGGAAUGUGACCUGGGUAUCGCGGAGAUUAAAUACGAACGCAAGGCCCUGCAGGGUACGCUGAAGAAGUACAUUGGCACCGUGUCUAAACUGGGCACAUUGCUGGCGCGGGGGCAGUGGAGGACCAUGGAGGAACCCAUGCUACCCGUACACAAGAACAGGAUUGAGUGCAUGAUUACGAAUUCCCAGUUUUUGCGUGAUGCCCUUGACAAUCUGUGCCAGAGAAAGCUGCGAGAGGUGUCGGACUUUGAGUGGAGAAGGUGCAUGCGAUGUUACUACCAGCCUGUCGUGGACGAUGGUUAUGAAGCUUGUAGUAACGAUAGUAAGAGAGAGACGCCAGACAUGCGAGAGGACAACAUGGAGCCCCUGAUCUGGGUGCUGGACACCUCUUACCAGUACGGCAAUGAGUUCUAUGGUAUGAACCCUGGCGUGGCCCUUACACCAGUCACAGAGAAGUGCUUCAUCACGAUGUCACAGGCCCUGCAGCGGUUCCAAGGUAGCGCGGUCACUGGGCCAGUGGGCAGCGGGAAGACUGAAACUAUAAAGGGUCUUGGCAACGUGUUGGGACAGUUCAUCGCCAUGUUCCAGUGCUCCGGGGAAACCAACGCCUCCUCCCUGGCCAAGAUCAUACAGGGAUCAGCAAUGGAUGGCUGCUGGUGCUGUUUUGACGAGGUGCAAGCUCUAAACCCAGUUGCCAUGGCUACCAUGUUAGAGCAUCUGGAAUGUGUCGUCACCGCUCUCAAGUCCAAACAAACCUUCGCAACAUUGGCAGACGGCCAAGAGAUCCCUCUGAAGCGAUCUGUGUCAGUUCACGUCACAGUGAACCUAGUGGAAGGCUACAACGGACUGCCUGCGUCUAUCUCCAACGACAUCCGUCUGCUGUUCCGUUCCGUGUCAUUGGUUCGACCUGACGUAGGCAUGAUCAUGCGUGCCAAGUGUACGGCUCUCGGUUUCAAGGCUCCAGUAGUGCUGGGAUCCAGGCUGAAAGUCCUCUCAGACCUUGCCAAGGACCAGCUGCCCCCCGUGAUCCACCACCACUUCAGCAUCGAGGCCCUGGUUGGGGUACUGAGGCGUGCCAUGCAGAAGCGCAAGUACAUCCGAGACGAGAAGACCCAGGACAAGAUGGAGCUACGCAAGGAGGAGUCGUCACGGUCCAACAGUCAGGCCUCUGAUAGCCGGCCCAACCUGCCUCAGCAGAGCUCUACAGUAAUGGGUGACUCGAAGUGCCGUAUCAUGUCGCGCAUGAAAGUUCACGAUUCUGCUCUGAAACUUGUGACUGCAGGCAACCUGAAGCUCGGUGCUACGGCUGGCCACAGAAAGACUGGCACACCUAACCCGCUGACAGCGGCCGGCAAGCUGGAGCAUGCACUGGUGGCACAGACCAUUGAGGAGAUGAUUGCACCCAGACUCAUGGGAGAGGCCAUGCCAAUCUUCAAGAGUAUAUUGAAGGACUGUUUUGCCAACUUGCCUGAUGCACCACCCAUCAUUGGUGCUAUGUCUGCGCGCACCCGAGGCUUUGACAUUGACCUUGCACUUGAGACGAAGGCCAAGGAACGUGGUCUAAUUGCCCACAAGCCGUGGCUGGCCAAGUGUGUCCAGCUGUACAACCUGUCCAGUGUUCAUCACGGUUUGAUAGUGUCUGGUCCGCCAGGCAGUGGAAAGAGCACCUGCAUACAGACUCUAAUUGACUCCCUGUCCAUGACCCCUAAAGCGGCCCUGUCCCGGGGGUCAGGGGGAAGCAAGGGGUCAACUGCCACUGAGAAGACCCACAAGCUGAUACGUAUCAACCCCCUGGUCGUUGACGAAUCUGAGCUCAUGUUUGGACACCUUUCUCAGAAUGGAGACUGGACUGACGGGAUCUUCACCAAUGCAUGCAGGAAAGCUAACAGGAACUUGAGUAAGACGUGGCUAUGCCUGGAUGGUCCACUGAACACAGGGUGGGCAGACAACUUCAACAGCGUUCUCAACGGAGACAAGGUGUUACAUUUGCGCAAUGGUGACAAGCUGUUCCUGUCAGACAACAUCAACAUCAUCUUUGAGACAGCGAGACUGGCAGAGGCCUCCCCAUCAACAGUUGGUAGAUGUGGCAUUUUGUAUAUUGACAAGGAUGUGGUGGGCUGGAAACCGAUCGCGAAGGCGUGGCUGGAAAAUCGCACUCCUCAGGAAAUACAUAGUAAUCGACUAACACAGAAAGGCCAGACAAUAAGUGGACAGAAAGUGUUACAGCGUGCCUUCCAGAAGACUUUGGACCCAGUCAUCAACUUUGUUCUCAAUGAGGCCAAGCCACGACUGCGUCUGUCCGAGGUGGGGAUGUUCAAGACAUGCCUGGGUCUGCUGGCAGCCAUGUUGGCAGACAACAUCGAGAUCGGCGGGGAGCUCCACAUUGAGAGGCUCUACCUCUUCUGUCUCAUCUGGACGUUUGGAGGACUCCUGGAGGCUGCAGAUCGCAAAGCAUUCAGUGACCUCCUGAAAACAUUGUCUACUGCGCUGCCUGACGAUGAUCGCGACAUCUGCGUGUUUGAUUACUACGUGGACGAGUCUGGUGAGUGGGACCCGUGGAUCUCGCGCGUGCCGGAGGCUGUAUAUGCGGACAACCAGAACAUGCUUGGCGAAGUGUUUGUGGACACUGUUGACACUAUCCGCACUAGGAUUUUGAUGGACUUUGCAUCCGCCUCCGGUCAGAACGUUCUGCUCGUUGGGCCGCCUGGAUCAGGAAAGACAACUCUUAUUGACGAGUUCAUGGACUUUCAAGAUGCACAAGUGAGCGUUUGCAAGCGACUUGUGUUUUCUGGAGCAUCAACAGCAAAGCAGCUGCAGCAAUUUGUGGAGUCAAACAUCUACCAUCGGCAGGGCUUUGUGUAUGGAGCCAAAGAGAAUAAGAAACUGAAAGUGUUUAUUGAUGACGUGAACUUACCCGUGCCUGAUAAGUACAACGUGCAGAGAUGUAAUCAGCUGCUGAGACAGCUGCUGGAUGACAAGGUCCUGUGUACGCUACAGAAGCCAUUUGAAUGGAAGACCGUGGAGGACUUCACAGUGAUCUCCGCCAUGUCCAUGUCUGAGUUCCCGUCCGUCAACAACCAGAUGCUCUCCACUAGGCUACUGCGUCACUUUGCUGUGUUCAACCUGCCGGGACCUCAAGAUGACAGCCUGAAGACAAUUGUCCAUGGAAUCUUGGAGGCGAAUGUCACAGACAACGACAAGCCCGGUCUUGAGAUUGAUCUCCACAACAGCAUUGUGAAGGCAUCGUGCCAGAUCCUGGCGGCCGUACAGUCCGUGCUGCGCCCCACCCCCCUGCCUGGACGCUACCACUACCUGUUCACGCUGAAGGACCUCACUGCAUGCUUCCAGUGUCUGAAGCGGCUUCCAGAUGAGUCAAUGGCCGAUGAGUUGAUGGUGGUGUCGCUAUGGAGACAUGAAAUGAACAGAAUCAUAAGAGACCGAAUCUCCCGUAGCUCUGAUCUCAACUGGUUUGACGAGGUCCUGGAGAAAACUGUGGCACAGUUCUGGCCUAAGCUGGAGGCCCCACUUCAUGAGCACUUUGUCACCUUCCCCACGGACGCACGCAUGUAUCAGAGACCGGUCACUACCGUCAGUGCCAAACACAUCAAGAUUGCCCUGCAGCCUGUGGAGACGCUGCGUGACCUUCACUCCUGCCUGCACACCCACCUGACACGCUACAACGAGGAGUUUGGCAACGUGAGGCUGAACAUCAUGCUCUCUGACUUCGUCAUCGCUCACAUCGUGAGAGUGCACCGUAUACUGAGCUUUCACCAUGGAGGCAACAUGCUACUAGUGGGUGCGGUGGGCUGUCACCUGACCACGCUGUGUCAGCUGGCUCUUCAUGUGGCAGACGUGCAGACUCUCAAGAUGGACACGUCGAAACGCAGCAACUUCUUUGACAGCCUGCGCUCUGCUAUCCGCCUUACAGGCUCUGAAGGGAAGAUCCUAACACUUGUGUUUACGGCACGAGACCUCGAGGACCCAGUGUACCUCGAUGCUAUAAAUAGCCUGCUGAUAAGUGGGGAGUACCCACAUCUGUUCUCCAACGAUGAGCUGGAAGGGCUGCUGCUAGCUAUCGGUCCAUCCAUGAAACGCGAGUUUCCCAACAUGUCGGUGGACCCGAUGAAAUUCUUUAUUGCUAGAGUGAGGUGUAACCUUCACAUUCUGAUCUGCAUACAGCCUGGCCAUGAUCUGCUCAAGAUUGCUGCAAGGCAGUACCCGGGCCUGCUGAAUGGCUGCAACAUCAACUACAUGUGUGACUGGCCCCAGGAGGCCCUGCUGGGGGAGGCGUCAUACUUCAUCACCAAGAACCAGCUCACCGAGGAGUUUGAAGACCUCAGUGAGCACAUCACAACAUGCUUGGCCAACAUCCACAGCUUUGUGUUGCGCGACUGCCGCCAGAUGCCGUGGGCGGGCGACCUCAACCCAGAGAUCACGCUCACGUCCGUGAAGCAGCACGACAAGAAGAAGGAGCAGCUCAAGGUCGCAAGCAGCAAGGUGCCCAACCUGCCCUACUCCAAGGUCAUCCUGCAUGAACGCAUCAGGUUGAAGCAUCGUGGAACUGAGAUAGCUAAGAAUGAGAUGUUUGUUGGACCAACCACUUUCCGUCGGUUCAUGGAGAGUUUCCGUUACCUGUACACGGUCAAGUCACAAGAUCGUACCCAAAAUGUGGAACAGCUCAAGAAAGUCUUGGCCACCCUAGACCAAACACGCAGCGAUGCAAAGGUCAUGAAAAAAGGAAUCAAGACAACAACGGGAAAAUUCGAGGUGGCAAAAGUGCGAACGGAGCAGCUGCUGAUCAAGCUAUCGAACAAGGCGACCAUUCUGGAGAAGUUGAAGGCCAAGGUGGGGCUGAGUACGUCCCUGGACGCUUACCUGCACCUCAAUGAGAUGGAGACAGAACAGCAUGAGGAGGAUGAACUGCUCAAACAAGAGGAGUAUGAUGAUUAUGACCGUGAGUUUGACAAGAUGCGCGAGGCGACGCUGAAGACAAGAGGUGUGCAGGCGCGGGAGGAACUCACCUCGUCCAAACAACAUGUGGACGAGUGUCGUAAAAACCUCGACUAUGCUCGAGAACAGGUGCUGUACUGGAAGAGUAAAGUUGACCGUCAGUGUAUCGAGCGUCUCAAGGGCUUUGCUAGCCCCCCAGUCUUGGUCGGCCAGGUGAUGGAAAUGGUGAUGAUCUUGAUCGGGAAACGCUUGCCAUCGCAGCGUAUUGAGACACGUGAAUACACGGGCAAGGAAGAUAUGUCCUCUAGAAUGUCUUCAAGCUCUUCAGGCACCAAGAUGAUCGUCAAGAAAUCUGAGCCGAGAAGUUUACUUGCCAAGAAAGAAGAUACAGGACGGGUGGACAGAGCUCAGUGGAAGGGCAUGCUCAACACGAUGAAUGACAGCACCAAGUUUGUGGACAUGCUGCACAACGUCUCAUGGGAGGACGGAUUGCCCGAGGACGUGCUCAGAGCUGUUGAGAGCUGCCUGUCCCAGGGCAAGGAUGGAGAGCUAGGGGUCACCGGAGAGGGUUCACUGCUGGAGAAUGCGCAGGACGUUAGUAUUCAUGCCAAGAAGCGAACUCCAUCACCAGACAACACCAAGGGUAUAACCAUUGCCAACGCCAAAUACUCUAGCGAGGACUCCGCUGUUCUGGUCCAGUACACGAUCGCUAUCGUCGAGUACACUCGCAGAUGUGGGCCACUGAAAUCUGCACUCGAACGCAUGCAUGAACUUGAGCGGGAAAUUGAGGAGAAUGACCGUCUUCAGAGGGAAAAGGAAAAGGAGAAUGGAAUUGAAAACACGGAGCAGCCGGCUAAGGUGGAGGCAGAAGAGGAGGAGCCUCCCGAGGAGGACUAUGAGGAGGAAGACCUGCCUCGGAUUCAGGACGAGGUGAACCAGUUGCAGACAGAGUUUGAUCACGCGGUGGUGGAGAAGCACUCCCUGGAGAUGGAGCUGCUCUCCAUGAACGAGAGACUGAAGGCGGCCAGUGAAAUGAUUGAAAGCCUGAAGGCCCAGGAGGCAGACUGGAAGCUACAUGUAAAGGACAAUGACUGCAAUGAGCUGUUGCUGGCCAACUGCAUCUCGGCUGCAGCCUUCCUCACCUACUGUGGGCCCCACAACAUGGACACCCGCAAACGUAUGGGGGAGUUCUUCAUGCAGGUGUGUGAACAUCACGGUAUGCCCCUGCCCAAGAAGUGCCUCUUUAGGAACAUGCAGCUUGUGGAGUUCCUCUACACACCGUUGGACAUCAUGCACCUGGAGAUCAAGCGGCUGCCUACAACCACUCUCAUGCUGGAGAACGCCUGCUUCCUGAUGCAGGAGGACAGCAUCACCGCCUGGCCCCUCGUCUGUGACCCCACCAGUCGCAUCAUUGAGUGGCUGAGGUUCUAUAUGAAGGACAAGGGCCUUGUGGAAGUCAGAUAUACCGAGAUUCGGUCCCAGCUGGAGAACUGCCUGGCCGAUGGCAGCCCGCUCCUGGUGACAGACUGUGAUAUUGAGAAGCUGAGCAAGGACUUGCGGUUCCGCUGGGCCAUCCAGAAAUGCUCGGAGUUCAUCCAUGGCAAGAACAGAUUCAAGAUUAUAGUGGAGGACCAUGAGGUGGAGUGUGACCCGCGGUUCCGUCUGUUCCUUCACACGACUGUUGAGCCACACAUGGUGCCGCAGUCCCUGGCCGCCUACGCCUCGGUCAUGUACUUCCAGCUGUACCGAGCCUGCGUCGAGGAGGAACUGCUCAACCGGUUCAUGGCGCACGAGAAGUCUAGGCUCGAAGAUGAGAUGAACGCACUUAGACAGGAGCGUCAAGAGAACAUGGAGUUCAUAGCCAAACUCGAGAAACAGAUGCGAGUUAACCUGUCGAGUGACGUACGACUCAUGACCGACCUGCAUGCCACUAAGAAACUGGCAGAGCUGAAGAAGCAGUACGACGAAACCGUGGAAAGUCAAAUGCGUGUAGAGAUGAGUGAGAGUUCUAUCCUGAAGGCCAAGGACGGGUUCCGCUCCAUUGCACAGCGAGCGGCUGUGUGUUUUGACGUGAUGCAGUACAUGCGUGAAGUGAACCUUCUCUACCAGGUCUCUUAUGAACGGUACCUGGACGUGUAUGAGGCAGCCAUCAGCCACUCAGAAAGGUCUGCUGUGAAGGCUGUACUAGAGAAGGUUACAAGCCACGCUUACUUCUACAUGGCAAGAGCUCUUCUGGAACGGGACCGCUUCAUCUUUGCCCUUUUGCUUGCUGUAGAGGUGGAGGACUCUCUAGGUCGUAUUGGAAUCGGUGAGAGAGAAUUUGUAAUCUCCCCUGACUACAGCUCCGUGGUCAUGCUGUCUUUGGGUCACAUUCAACCAAAUACAGAGAACAGGAUUGCCCAGGCCAAGAAGCCGUUUGAUUGGAUGAUGGACGACCAGUUCCACAACCUUCAAGUUCUUGCCACUCAUUUUGAUUGGUUCCAGGAAAUGUUUGACCGUAUGCCUAAAGACGGCAGGGAGACUCAGUGGCGCGGACUCUGUGAGACGGAGAGUCCAGAGACCUACCCCCUCCCAGACAAGAUGGAUGAGGUGUAUAAACCCAUUCAGCAACUGUGUGUUAGACGGGCUGUUCGGCCUGACAAGGUCAUGCAUGCAGCUACAGUCUUCAUAAAUACAGUCCUAGGGAAGAAUACUCUUCCUUCUUCCACGGGUCGUAAAGGAAAAAAACUCAAAUUUGCAAUGCACAAUGGGUUCUAUGGGGACAUUGGGUUUGACCUCCCGACCUUGCUUCGCCAGAGCAGUGCCACCAUUCCCAUCAUGCUCCUGUACAACCAGGAGGCAGAGAUGGCGUCCAAGCUGUUUGUGGAUUUCUCGUAUCGCAAGCAGACCAAGGGACAGCUGGUCCCCAUCACAGAUAACAACCCCAACACCGAGCGCACGGCCCGCAAAUACAUACAGAAGGCCAUGGCGGAGGGUCAGUGGGUGCUCCUACACGGCGCACACAACGCCCCGGGGCUGCUGGUCUCCCUGGAGUCCAUUCUGGAGGAACUGUCCGGGGCUCAAACUCCAGACCCGAACUUCCGCCUGUGGAUCUCAUGCAUGGCCCUCAAGGACAGCCUGCCUGACCGCCUCAUACAGAAUUCCGUGCGCAAUAUCAUUGACUCACCAAAGGUGAUGAAGGACAGCCUGGUGCGUUCGUUCUCCAACUUUGAGCCGGACAUCCUGAAGCAGUCGUCCAGGGCUGAGUGGCCCCUCAUGCUUCACAACCUGUGCUACCUGCACGCAGCUGUACAGCUUAGGACGCGCUUUGGCUACGGAGGCUGGAACAGUCCUGCAGACUUCAGAAAUAUUGGCAACUUUGAACUGCAGGAGUCUCUGUCGUUCAUCACCAAUGAGUUCCGGGACCAGAUCACAUAUGUGAGCCCGGACGGCUCCCCGCAACCCCGGAUCACAUCCUGGACUGGGAUCCGGUACAUGCUUUCUGAGGUGAUCUAUGGCAGCUACAGUACAGAUGAGAAUGAUCAGCAGAGCCUGAGUGCCAUGAUAGACUACUGGGUGUCACCCACCGCCGUCAAGAAGGACUUCGAGGUGGCCCGAUUGAAAUACCGGCACCCGGCAGCAUUCUUCAACCCCAAUGUGCGCCUCAGCACCCUGAUCCAGGCCCUUGAAGGGACCAACUACCACGCCCUGGACAUACCAGAGGGCUGCCACAUACAUCCCAAUGUCGAGCUGGGUCAAGUUAACUAUACCCUUCUUGGAGAUGACCAGUAUGUGUUUACACGCCUCAACAAGGUGUUUGACGCCAUGCCAUCCACUGAAACCCUGUCUCACAAGCUGUUCCAGAGACCUCCAUCGCCAUUUGAAGGUCCAGCACUGGCCAACAUCAGCAACCAGAGUAACAACCCAUCAGUGGUGGGGCAGGGCGUGUAUGCCACGGCAAGCUUUGCCUCGUCCAAGAUGCGCAAGGAUGUGGAGCUCUGGGAAAUCUGCCAUACUAUGCUGCAGAAGGUACCCAAGGCUUACAACAAGGACUACAUCGUUGAGAAGGUGAAGAAGUUGGGAGGGUUCACGACGUUCAACUGCUUCAUCAUGAAGGAGCUAGAGACCAUGUACAGGCUGCUCACAGAGAUCAAACAGACACUCACGAUGAUCCGUAACGCCUGUGAGACAGAAAGCCUUGGUGACCUGGUGUCUGAGACCGUCCUGUCAGCUGCAGACGACCUCUACAACCUGCGUAUCCCUGCAGUCUGGUGUCACAUGUCAGGGGCGUCUGCCCCUCCCCUCACCUGGGGACUGGGCUCGUGGCUCAAUGAGCUACAGAGCAGGUGUCACCACUUCGAGAAGAUACUCAUUCAGGGCCGUGAGAAGUUCCCGGCGUACUGGCUCGGCGCGUUCUUCAACCCGCGCGGGCUGCUGGCGCUCAUGAAGCAGGACUACAUCCGCACGUACUCCACGGAGCGCUCUGGGAACUUUGAACAGUUUGUGUUCCAAACUGAGGUCACAUCAAGGGACAAGGACCAUCUGCGGGAUCCGCCACAGGAAGGCAUGUUUGUGUUUGGGAUCUACAUCUGGGGCUGUGCCUGGGACAAGACCACAGGAGAGCUCCAGGACUCGCCGCCCAAGUCAGGCUUCGCCCCGCUGCCCGUGGUCCACCUCACCUGCUGGCCCGUCAAUGAGAAGCCAAUAAUGCAGGAUGCAAACCGCGCGCCGGAGACCUACCAGUGUCCCAUCUACGCGUCCCGUAUAGCCACCCGGGACCCUAUCAUGGAGCUGGACGUGCGGCGCGAGGGCAUCCCCUCCACACGGUGGGCCCUGAGAGGGCUGUCAGCCACAAUCAGGCCUUACUAGGUCACCCUGGAAAUAUCAGGCCUUUUUAGGUUGACCCCGACAACACCAAGGAGUUGUGACGUGUCCUGUAUAAGCCAGAGUUAUUAAGGGUAUUUUGAACAUUAUUUCCUAGUUAAGUGCCAAGUAAUUAUUUGCUCCACAUAUACCUGCAAAAUGUUUUUUUUAUUCGAAAAUUCAAGAAAUACGUUGUGACUGUGUUUUUUAGCUCGGCUGUUUUAGGAGAAAACCUGAGGUAUUGUCAAAGCCAGCUCGCCGUCCGACAUCCGCCGUCCACGUCGUGCUAAAACCUUUACAUUUUGUUAAGGUUUUUAACAUUAGCUCUUAAAUCAAAGUGCUUCAACCUACAACUUUGAAACUUCACAUGUAGCUCCACCUUGAUGAGUUCUACAUGCCACACCCAUUUUUGGGUCACUAGAUCAAAGUUCAAGGUGACUGUGACCUCUAAAAAAAAAAAAAAUUCUGACAAGCUUUCAUUUAUUAAAAACUGCCCCCGCAGCCGAGCGUGGCAUCCGUUAUGCGGUGCUCUUGAUACUUGUUCUCUCCAAAGAACUGCUGUGACUAUACUGCUGAUGAAAAGCCUUAAGUGAUUGAACUUGUUAAUAAUAACAAUUUGUGUUAUCAUUUGUAACUACUUUAUUGUGAUUGUAUGUUUGCAGAUGACAAUACCAUGUUUAUUGUUCUGGUAUUCAUGUUUAAUGACUCUGUUUUAUUAAUGUGUGCAUUUCUUUAAGUUUCAUUACAGUUCAGUCUAUAUUUUCUAUGCAUUAUACUGCCAAAGGGAUCAGAUGUUCUAGAGCUUUACCCAAGCCAAGUUUCUCACCAUCAAUAAAUCCACCCACCCCAUAUAUUGUUGUUUCACCUUUUAUUAAAAUACCAUUAGUGGCAAUGUCCUUCGUUGAUUGGUAUCUCAGAAUUUGUCAUCUGAUUGUCCAUGUAAAUGAUGAGUGUUUUUUUUUCUCCACAAAGGUGACUUAAAGUAUUUCAAUAGUAGAUGUGAGAUGUGUACCUAACUGCCUUUUAUCAUAUGUACUGGUACACAUAUUUUUAAUGAUGGGUUUCUUUUUGUUGAACAUGUUAUGAAAAUAAUGUGUUAUUGGAAAAUGGAUAUAAAAUAAUUAUUUUUGGUCAAUAUACAUGGGGGUUACAUAAAUUGAAUUAUCAAUUUUUCUUGAAUAUGUAUACUUGUGUGUUUACUGCAUGAUGACCAUCUAAAAGAUGUGUGCCUUUUUCAUAAAUAUAGAGUAUUUAUUUGCAUGUGGUAGUGUUAUAUGUUAAAAAAAGAUGUGUUAUGAAGGUGUUGUGAUAAAUGAUGUGUGAUUGUUCAUGUAUUUAUUUAUAUUCUUGUCAGUUAAAUUUGAUUGCUGUAAAUGUUGUUUUAUUCUUUAUGUUACUUUGGUUGUUAUUUUCACCUUUAUAUGUGAAACAAAGAUUACAGGCCCAUUUAGCAACAGCAGUACAAUUGCAUAACAAAUAAUUUUCAACAACAAUUUUUGACGUUAUAAACACAGAGCAAAGAUACAUAUAAACAUACCAAAUUCUUUCUUAGCCUAUUUUGUUAACACUUCUUAACACUAAAAUUGAUUUAAGCUGGGCCCGAGACUUUUAUUAUAUGGAUCUGUUCAAUUUUUAAUAUUAUCAUAAGGGUUAUUAUAUAAAUUUAUUUCAGCAUGGGUAAUGUUUUGUUUUGAUUGUUUUAAUAUUUAAUCAUUUAUGAUGAUACAAUCUUUUUAUUUACGUAUGAUGCUUUAACAAAUUAAGAAACAAACUGAAAGGAUACAAAAUAAUAGACAAGUUUCCCUUCAAACCAACAGAUACCUAUGUAUCAGUUUACAAUAACCUAAGUAUUGUGUGAUAUUGAAAUGUUUAAAUAUGCAUAUUGCUUGUUGUUUUGAAUUGAAAAGAAAGAAUAAAUCUGUUACUGAAACAAAGGAGCUAGCUGUUGCUUUUUAGCUCACCUGAGCACAACGUGCUCAUCGUGAGCUAUUGUGAUCGCCUUUUGUCCGUCGUGCGUUGUGCGUUGUCAACAUUUACCUUGUUAACACUCUAGUGGCCACAUUUAUUGUCCAAUCUUCAUGAAACUUACUCAAAACAUGUGUCCCAAUAAUAUCUUGGACGAGUUCGAAAAUGGUUCCGGUUGAUUGAAAAACAUGGCCGCCAGGGGGCGUGGCAGUUUUAUAUAUAGCAAACCUUGUUAACACUAGAAGUCACAUUUAUUGUCCGAUCUUCAUGAAACUUUGUCAGAACAUGUGUCCCAAUAAUAUCUUGGUCGAGUUCGAAAAUGGUUCCGGUUGGUUGAAAAACAUGGCCGCCAGGGGGCGUGGCAGUUUUCCUUAUAUGGCUAUAGUAAAACCUUGUUAACACUCUAGAAGUCACAUUUUUAGUCCAAUCUUCUUGAAACUUUGUCAGAACAUGUGUGCCAAUAAUAUCUUAGACGAGUUCGAAAAUGGUUCCGGUUGGUUGAAAAACAUGGCCGCCAGGGGGCGUGGCAGUUUUCCUUAUAUGGCUAUAGUAAAACCUUGUUAACACUCUAGAAGUCACAUUUUUAGUCCAAUCAUUAUGAAACUUGGUCAAAACAUGUGUCCCAAUAAUAUCUUGGACGCGUUCGAAAAUGGUUCCAGUUGAAUGAAAAACAUGGCCGCCAUGGGGCGGGGCAGUUUUCCUUGUAUGGCUAUUUACUACAAAACCUUGUUAACACUCUAUAAGUCACAUUUAUUAUCCAAUCUUUAUGAAACUUUGAAAAUGGUUAUGGUUUGUUGAAAAACAUGGCCGGCAGGGGGGGGGGCGCAGUUGUCCUUAUAUGGCUUUUGUGAAAACUUGUUGACACUAUAUUAGCCACAUUUAUUGGCCAAUCUUCAUGAAACUUGGUCAGAACAUUUGUCCCAGUGAAAUUUUGCCAGAGAUUGAAGCUGGGUCAUAUGAGCUCAAAAACUAGGUCAAAAGGUCAAAUAUAAAAAAAAAAAAACAUGUUAAAAGUCACUUUUUUGGUCCAAAAUAAUAUUCAUGAAUCAGCUUGCAUUUUUUUAGAAUAGUCUAGUUCCUUUGGCUUUCAGGUGAGCGCCUUAGGGCACCCGAUGGCCCUCUUGUUUAUUAUAAAUUGAAACUACUAAUUAUAGACCGUUCCAUAAUUUAGUAAUUACCCAAUUAUCUCCCCUGAAUACUCUCCGCGUCCGCCAUUACACUACUGCCAAACAACCGGUAACAUAUAUAAGAGAGCACCGAUUAUUCAACGGGUGAAUUUCUUUCUUUUUGUAAAACUUGUUUGUUUGUCAUGCAAAUUGUAUGAAAUAAAGUUUUUCUGCUAGA